Messenger RNA from Babesia microti strain RI, 2115 nucleotides. RefSeq lists its product as hypothetical. Gene Ontology annotation, cellular component: nucleus. The record is from RefSeq and is a predicted model, not a curated record. The transcript has a single exon. NCBI's taxonomy places the organism in Eukaryota, Apicomplexa, Aconoidasida, Piroplasmida, Babesiidae. Gene Ontology annotation, molecular function: RNA binding. Bases 1 to 2115 code for a protein of 704 amino acids. Gene Ontology annotation, biological process: mRNA splicing, via spliceosome.
AUGUAUAGCCAAGAUAAGAGUGAUUUUCACGGGCGAUACAAAGAUCAUCACGGAGAUAGAUAUCGUUAUAAUUAUCAUAGUAAUGACAAUCAUCGUGACAGAUACAAUCACAAAAGAAGCUGCCCAUCUAAAUCAGAUCAUUCUACUGCCAGUUAUAGCAGACAUCAACACUUUACUGGUAAUUACAAAGAAAAACGUUCUGGUUUAGAUAGUGAUCACCACAGUUUUGACAGAGAAAAGCAUACUAGUAGUUAUGGCAGAGAUAUUUACAGAAAUAGUAGACGUUCAACACCAGAUAAUCACUUACAUAGGUCAAUAUAUGACAGACAAUCAGAUAGGAAAUAUAACGAUGAAGAUGAAGAGGAUAAUGAUGGUAGAAAUAUAGCUGAAAUAACGGGCCUUGAUAAAUCAAUUGUAGAAAAGGACAUUGAGGAGGUUAUCCGUCAAAUUUCCAUUAAAAAUGGUUUUUCUCCUCCUAAUUCAGUCACUAUCCUCUUCAAUGACAAUAAAACUGCAUCUAAUUUCACGACUACCUGUGGCGCCACUGCAUUUGAAACUAAUAAGGCACAUAUUGAAUUCCCAUCUAGUAUCGUUGUAAACAAAUUUUUGAAGUCUUUAAAAAUCCCAAAAAUAAAAAUAAAAGGGAACUAUUAUCCAGUGAUACAAAUAGACCGAGUCAUUCCGAAAAAUUCCGACGAUAUUAUAAUUGGUCAAUCAUCAUCAACUGGUACAAUACAAAUCAAAAAUUCUAUGAUUAAAAUGUUUUGCGAUUGGAAUUGCCCCUCCUGUAACUACUUCAACUUUUCAAAGCGAAUUGUAUGUUUGCAAUGUAACAUGCCUAGACCUGAAGAGUUUCAACAACAAUCAUUAUCUUUCCUUACAAACAUAUCAAAUCUCACAAAUGAAUAUUCAUCUUGGAUAGUUAUCAAGGAUGUACCGUAUACGCUAGCACAUACUCAUUUUAUAGAACUUCUGGACGAUAUAUUACCAGAUAUCACUGGGCUAGAGCGGCUUUACUAUUUUUCAGAUAAAAUACAUGGGCUGAGUAUGGGCUUUCUAUUUGCAGCCUUUACCUCAAAAGAUUGUUUGUCUAGUUACUUUAAUUUGGUAGGAACUAAAUGCACGUCACAGCAACUCAAUGGUACGCCGCUGCGCGUAGAUUUGAUGCUGCUAAAGGAACAAGUUGUGGCCAGUGAUCUUGUUAAUCGCAUAAAAUUUGACAGCGUUCAUAAACAGUCAGUUGGUAAUAAGAACGGAGAUAAAAAAUAUUGUAAAAUAUACAACACAACCAUUGAAUGCGUGGAAAUUUUGCUAAAAUCUAUUGAUAUGAAGAUGAGAUUUUCAGGUUAUGUGAGUAAUUGGAUGGGUAAAACAAUUUGGUUUUCCAGUGGCAGUAUUGACUCAGACAGAUGGCCAAUAGAUAAGACCACAAAUUAUCAGUAUAAUAGUCAACUUAACUUGUAUUACGAUCAAAAUACACGUUACUAUAUGCUAGCUUCUGGGGGCUAUUUCGUUUGGGAUGGGCAUAGCUCAUGCCUUGUAAGAGUGGAACCAACAAGCUCGACUGUUACUAGCACAAAUAAUAACACUAGCACCGAUGUUAGCACUAGCAACAAUGAUAAGUGUAUGAAUGAUAUACCGGUAUCCAUUAGAGUACUGGAGGAAGCAAGAAAGAUGGCUAGAGCGUCCCAGUCAUUCAGGGUAGCAGCUAUAGCUAAUAAUGUUGAUAAUGUAUCUAGGCAAUUCAUCGCCGAUGCAACAGACACUGAUGAAGCAUGUACUGAUGUACCCUUAAAGUCAAAAUCAACAAUUAUAACGACUGCUUCAGUUGAAUGUAAUAAUUUGACAAGUAGAUCAAAAGGUGUGGUUGACAACACGAGCUCCACGUAUGGAAUAAAAAUAUCAACAACCUUUACAAAUCGUUUAAAAACAGCACAUUCAUCGAUACUAGACGAUAAAGCCAUGGAAAUGGAAUUAGAAUCCACAUGUUCUGGUAAUGAAAUAUCGGUACAAUUGAUAUGUUUUAUUUGCCUGCGGUAUUUUGACAAUAUAGACCAACUGCAUAGACAUGAGAAGUUGUCAGAGUAUCACAAGUUUAUUACAUCGCAAUCAUAA